AUGAAUUUUCGUCUUCACAGAGAAUCUUCCAAGGUGCUGGAACGAAUUGCUAAGACUACGGAUAUGGCACAUUUAGCCGGAAUGGACGCAAUUACUCUAACAAAACUGAUUCUAGAUGCACAUACCAGAGCUGCGGAGCAUUCAGACACAUGCGAAGAUCUUUUCAGACGUGUAAAAUUUGUUGGAAAUCUGCUUGUUGAGCUAAGAGUACGUGAUCUAAACGUUUCGGCAAUAAGAAAACCUUUGGUGGACUUAGAGGAGGCGCUCCGCAGGACAUAUCUCCUUGUAGCUAAAAACCAAGAACACAAUUAUGCCUAUAAAUUUGCCUUGGGGUGGAAAAUUAACAGAAAAUUCAAAAAAGCCCUCAAAGAAAUUGACACGAUUAUUAGUAUCAUAACACUGAUAUUUUUUGUAGACUAUAACCGGCCACCUCAGAUCACCAAUUCCACAGACAAGGAUAUACCAUUACAAGAAGGUUAUUAUAGGGAUAAAGUUGAUGAUGGAAAAGUGAAUCAGAACGUGUCAGGCGAUGAUUUAGAAAGUCCAGUUGAUGAUGGCGAAUUGAAUUGUAAUGUGUCAGAAGAAGAUGUACGAGAAAGGCGCUAA
Molecule: messenger RNA, 606 nt
Organism: Lactuca virosa
Lineage: Eukaryota; Viridiplantae; Streptophyta; Magnoliopsida; Asterales; Asteraceae
Source: the annotation of a GenBank genome assembly